Molecule: messenger RNA, 526 nt
Organism: Symbiodinium pilosum
Lineage: Eukaryota; Dinophyceae; Suessiales; Symbiodiniaceae
Source: the annotation of a GenBank genome assembly
GAGAGCCGGGAGCGAGAGAAGCAGCUGAAAGAGUCCAAUGAGGAGCUACAAAGCCGACUGGACGGCUUGCGCGAAGCUCUGGCCGAGCGCAGCAAGGAUGAUCCUGAGGAGAAAGCUCAAGAUGAGCGUGAAGAAAAAUUGGAAGAUACCAGGCCAAAAAGCGAUGUCGACAAGAAGGAGAGUCCCGCGCCAACAGACGAAGCGCUGUCGGCCGAGUCUGCACCAUGCGAGGUCCCAGAGACAAUGGCAGAAAAGAAGGAUAUGGUUGCGCAGCACGAAAAGGAUGAGGAUGACCAUGAAGAGGAAGUCAAGGAACAGGAGGAAAUCACUGCCGACGAUGCGUCAGAAAAAGUGGACAAGCAAGAUGGGGAUAAAGAGGAGGACGGGGAAGUGGAGGAGGAAGAAUCCGAGAAGGAGAAGGUGGCUCCGCCGAAGGCGGAGGAAAAAGACGAGAAGGAGUCUCCGGUCACUGACGACAAGGCGGAGGGGUCGGCGCCUGCUGGGAAGGAAAAGGCAGAGGAGCUCG